Molecule: messenger RNA, 726 nt
Organism: Microsporum canis CBS 113480
Lineage: Eukaryota; Fungi; Ascomycota; Eurotiomycetes; Onygenales; Arthrodermataceae
Exons: 2
Coding region: 1-726 (241 amino acids)
Source: RefSeq, a predicted model, not a curated record
AUGGCGAUCGGAGAUUUAUUACAGUUUUCUAGCGACUACAUACUACACCUUACUGGUGGCUGCAUCAUACUUAUCGUUAUGAUAUUAUUCGGUACCAGCCUAAAUUUCGAACAGCUAUUUGACCCUGUCCAGCCCAGGGAUGAAUAUAAGAGAGACACAGAAUGGCUCGUUGAACGGCUCUAUUUAGCCCAGAGACUCCAUAAAUGGAGGCAACGACAAAUAUUCCUUAGAGAAACAAUAAUCGAAUACGCUACGCAAGGGAAACUAGACAAAAUUAAUGAUUUGGAUAACUGGGGCCCUAGAGACUGGCAACACAAGUUGUUGAACGAGGCUGGUGAGGCCUGGGCUCUCGCGAAUGAGUGGCAUGACCUUCAUCAACGCAAGCCUAGCAGUCCUAGGAUAAGGCUACGUGACGCCCGUAUCUCCCAGAUUCAUAAAACCCUACUUAAUAACCCGACCAAACACCUUUCGCAGGGACAUCUAGUAGAGGCAUGCGAGGCACGAGGCGGUUGCUGUGCAAGGGUAUGCCAGUGCUGUAUGAAACCACGUGGUCAAUAUCCAGAUAAAAGACUAUACUACGCUCAUUGCACGCUAUUCUGUGGAUGUUGUGUCCGCAGUCGAGGAUUCGUACGCCAUAAAGAACAGGACAAAGAUAUUGAAGGGUUCACCGAUGUGUCAACCACGCCUUUCCCUAUUGAAGGCUCUGGAUGGUUCAAAGUGCUGUAG